This is a messenger RNA of Sabethes cyaneus, 795 nucleotides long. RefSeq lists its product as uncharacterized. Lineage: Eukaryota; Metazoa; Arthropoda; Insecta; Diptera; Culicidae. The transcript has a single exon. The coding region runs from base 1 to 795 and encodes 264 amino acids. The record is from RefSeq and is a predicted model, not a curated record.
AUGGUAUCUUUCAAGUUAGUGUGUAGUUUGUUAUGUGUGCUGGUCGCCGUUGAAUCUGCCACAGCCGCCGAAGAUGGAACCGUGCGUGCUCUGCGUAAAGUGUACAACCUCUGCCAAGAUAGUGACGAACUGCUGAAGUGUAUUAAAAUCCAAGGACUGAAGUUGACCGAUCGGGCAAUGAAAAUGUCAAACAUUAAGCUGAUUGAUGGAAUGUCGAUUGUAAAAAGUGUGCAUGGAGAGAACCAGCAGCGUGCCCUGAACGAACCCACGCUUAACGAACUCGAACUAAACAAAUUGUCCUCGGCCAAGAUCGACGAGCUGCUGUACCAACGCGCUGCUCGGUUCAUGGAUAGUCAUCAGCUUUCAUUGAACGUUCCUCGAAUGCUCGCCUCGGGACAGCAGGAAACCGGACGUCUAGUCGAGGAAGGACGGAAGAAAAUGAAGAAGUACCUCGGACCAUUCCUCGCUGCAAUGGCUAUCAAGGGAGGUAUCCUAACCAUGGUUUACCACUCCAUCGCUAUCGUUGCCGGUAAGGCUUUGAUCAUCGGUAAGAUCGCUCUGGUCAUCUCCGCCAUCAUUGGUCUUAAGAAACUGGUUACUCCGGAGGGACACGAAAAGACCACAUACGAAAUCGUGAAACACCCGCAUGUCCAGCAGAGCCAUACCUACUCGUCAAACCAUGGUGAAUUCGAUAAUCACGAGACGGGACAAUUCCACCGUAGCUUCGGAAACUCAGUCAGCAACGAUAUGCAAAUGCAGGACCGCGCAUACCGAGCCCAUGUUCCCAAAAACUAA